CUCCAUCAUUUCUCACCUCUCUGUUUUCUCUCCGGUGGAAAAUGCCGAAGUCUGAAGCUCCAUUUCGCCGCCGUUGAAGACGUGUUUCUGAAGCUACUUUGUUUUCGGAUUUCGGAUACUUAGUUGGGUUAGGUUUUGAAUUUUGGUCGUGGCCGAGCUGGAGAAUUAUAACUUUCGAGUUCCAGACUGGAGUCUACAGCCAAUGUUAAUGAACAAGGGAGUGAUUCUGUAAUCAAGGAAGGUCAAAACAAUAGUGUGAUUAGUGUCUUUACCCAUGGGUGACGAUGAUGAUGUGAAAUCUGUGAAAACUGAAAAAUCAUCUUCACCUCUGACCGCGGAGCCAAAAAACCAUACCAAUCAGACGAAUGUUCACGUCUAUCCUGAUUGGGCAGCCAUGCAGGCAUACUAUGGUCCUAGAGUUCCUAUGCUCCCAUUUUACAACUCACGAGCAGAUUCUGGCCAUGCUCCCCACCCAUAUAUGUGGGGACCGCCACAGACAAUGAUGUCGCCCUAUGGGGCACCUUAUGCAGCAAUAUAUCCUCACGGAAGUGUUUAUGCACAUUCAGCAGUUCCUUUUGGUUCAAAUGGUCAAGGGGUUCCACUAUCAUCUGCUGCUGCAAAUUCUUCAAGUGUGGAAGCACCUACAAAGUCAUCCGGUAAUAAUGAUCGUGGGUUGGUGAAAAAAUCAAAGGGAUUUGAUGCACUUGAAAUGUCAAUAGGCAAUGGUAUUGCUGAGAAUGCUGAAGGUGGAGCUAAUCAGUCCAUCCCCAAGAGUUCUGCAACUGAAGGCUCUAGUAGUGAUGGGAAUACAUCUGGGGCAAGUCAACCUAGACAAAAAAGAACUCGUGAGGGAACACCCAGUACUGCUGGAGAUCAGAAACCACAAAUGCAUUCCAGUCUGGCUUCUGUUAAGGAUAAUGCAGCUUCUGGUAAGGCAUUGGGUACAACUGUUGCUGUUGUUGGUGUCCCAGCAAAAUUGGUUGGACCAACAGUUUCUCCUGGCGUGACCACUGUUUUGGAACUCAAGAAUUCGUCCAACGUGAACUUAAAUGGUGCUACUAGUGUUCAACAAGCUGGUGCAGUUUUGCCUCAGGAGACCUGGUUACAGAAUGACAGAGAGCUCAAACGGGAGAGGAGGAAACAAUCUAAUCGGGAAUCUGCUAGAAGAUCCAGGUUGAGGAAGCAGGCUGAGACUGAUGAACUUGCACAAAAAGUUGACGCCUUAAAUGCUGAUAAUGUGUCUCUCAAGUCUGAAAUAAAUCGAUUGACAGAAAAUUCUGAUAGAUUGAGGGUUGAAAAUGCGUUACUAAUGGAGAAACUGAAAAAGGCACGAGUAGGACAAAUGGAAGAGAUUAUCAUGAAUAUCAAUGAUAACAGGGUUGAAACUAUUAAUACAGAAAACCUGCUGUCAAGAGUCAACAACUCCGGUGGAUUAGCAAGAGAUGUUGAGGAAGAGGGUAGCAUGUACGAGAAAAAGGCUGGCGGGAAGCUGCAUCAGCUCCGGGAUGCAAGUCCGCGGGCUGAUGCCAUUGCUGCUAGCUAAUUGUUGGACCGGUAAAGUGCAGUCCUCUUAAUCUAUGUAGUUUUGGCAUAUUAAAAGACCAAAAUUACUGCUAACAAAAGCAGGGAGUGUGACCCUUGAACAUGAUAUAAGGGUGCAGCAGAAAGCUAAGGCUCUAAUCUUUACUUCGUGGUUGGUUAUUUCAUGACUGGUGCCUAUAUAGGUGUGUAUUUCUAAACAGGACGAUCUACAAUUCAGAGGUGCUGGGAUGGCCGCUGAAUGUGAUGUCCAUUGAAGAGUGCUAGAGAUUUGUUAAGAGUAGAAAAAACCUUAUUGUAUGAGUGUAUGGGUGUUCUGUAAAUUCUCGACCCUUUUGCACAAAAUGUGGUGACAAUGGAAUGUGCUGUAUGUUGUAUUGUGAUAGUUAUUGCUUUUAUCCUUUACCUCGUGGUGCUAGAGCACCGGUCUGUUCUAGAGCUUACACGAGUAGAAUCUUUCAGGUUCUGCUUAGAGAGUGAUAGUUAAAAUUUUGAAUCACGGUUGUGAUUCAUGGA
Messenger RNA from Argentina anserina (silverweed cinquefoil), 2055 nucleotides. RefSeq names its product common plant regulatory factor 1-like. The record is from RefSeq and is a predicted model, not a curated record. Gene Ontology annotation, biological process: regulation of DNA-templated transcription. Lineage: Eukaryota; Viridiplantae; Streptophyta; Magnoliopsida; Rosales; Rosaceae. Bases 275 to 1543 code for a protein of 422 amino acids. Gene Ontology annotation, cellular component: nucleus. Gene Ontology annotation, molecular function: DNA-binding transcription factor activity; sequence-specific DNA binding. The transcript is spliced from 13 exons.